UUGAUGGGGAUUUGAUCAGGAAUCCUCCGUGUACGUUCCGCUUGACUGCCGCUGAAGCGAGGCAGACCUACCUCACACGUUAUAAAAGAGAAGUUCCCGCCCGACAUCCCGCUAAUCGUCAGUGAUGAAGACUUGUAUCGUCCCCGUUGUCAUUAUACUGAGCUUUGUGCGUGAUGUGGUUUCCCAGGGAGACAGGCGGCGGCCCCCUGUUGGAGCCACCAUAGACCAACUGAUAGCCCGGUCGAUGGGGGGAAUAGAAGGUUAUGUUAACAUAAGCAACCAACUGGUGACUCCUGAUUCCAAGAUUCUGGCAGAAUUAGACAUGUACCUCACGUUUGACCAGUACAAGAUUCUAUACUCUUCUGAAAGAGAAAGAACAAAGCGGAAGGCAGUGCGAUCGGGUGUACUGCGUUGGCCCAAUGGUGAAAUACCUUACGAAUUCAAAUGGGGCGCAUACAGUAACUCGGAGAAAUAUCUAAUCCGUGUCGCCAUGCGUGAAUGGGAAAAGUAUACGUGUCUGCGAUUUAGAAAAAGACAGAGAGAGAAUAACUAUGUCAUGUUUCAAGACAAUUUUGGCUGUAACUCCCAGUUAGGCAUGGUCGGUGGAGGACAGCCUUUGAAUCUAGACAGAAAUGGCUGCCGAUACAAAGGGCUUUAUCUUCAUGAGAUUGGGCACGCUGUUGGUUUGGUUCACGAACACCAGCGGCCGAUUCGGGAUCAGUUUAUUCGAAUCAAUUACGGAAAUGUACAUCCAAGUCUACGACAAUGGUUUCAAAAGUAUCCACAUUACCGAAUUAACAACUUUAAUAUUUCUUACGAGUUUUCCUCUGUCAUGCAUUACGGAAUCACGGCAUUUUCUGUUGAUGGGCGAUCAAAAACUAUAGAGACGCAGCCUCAGUACAGAUCACAGGAACCGGAAAUAGGACGCGUGUAUUCCAAGGAGUUGUCCUUCACCGAUAUAGCCACAGUUAACAAUAUGUAUCAUUGUAAUAGACACUGCAGUAGAAAUAUACGCUGUAGAGAUGGCGGCUAUGUAGACCAGAAUUGUCGAUGUGUCUGUCCGGACGGGUCGUCAGACUGUGAAGAAGGCAAAGCUCCACAAUUUCAGUUCUGUAGGAAUCAGGACAAGGAUUGGUCGUGCAGUGUGUGGGCCAAACAGGGGGAGUGCGACAGGAAUCCUAGGUACAUGAAAUACAAGUGUGCGCGGGCAUGUGGAGUGUGCAGUGACGCAAUGGCCGCCGAUAAAGUGGUUGGAGACCAGUGCGUGAAUGCUUUUCCCGAUGACAAGUGUAAAAGCUGGAAAGAGCUUGGAGACUGUGUGGCCAACAAAGUAUGGAUGUCACAGAACUGUAAAAAGGCAUGUGGAGUCUGUGGCAGUAGCAACGAUUCCACCGGAACUGGGUGCUCAAACAGGCAACCCGACAAGAAGUGUGACGACUGGGCAGUGAGGGGAGAAUGUACUGUCAAUCCGAGAUGGAUGGCGAGAAAUUGUCGGAAGUCGUGUCAACAAUGUACCGACGGCAGUGGUACAACUUCCAGAAUACCAAAUACCACUUCCACUCCUAGACCCACCGUACGAACGACUGCUGCCACCACCACCACCACCACCACAGAAAGAACCACAACCUCAGAACCAUUUACCACUGUGGAUAAUGGGACUGUUGCCACCACCACCACCACCACAGAAAGAACCACAAGCUCAGAACCAUCUACCACUGUGGAUAAUGUUACUUCUUCUACCACAGAACCGCCUACCACUGUAGAUACAACCACUACCAGAGACGAGAAUCUAACGACUACAAUCCCAUGGCAGUCUACCACUACCACCAGUCGACCGUCUACAACCACCGUAUAUACUCCACCGACCCGAACUACUACAAUAUCACCUACCACACGGAAACCGGUCAGACUCCUACCGAAGGCACCUGUUAUUUCGGUAAUAGAAAUCACACCAGACUUGGUCAGAUUCCAAGUGUCAUUCCGGAGAGAUGAUGGAUCUACACUCAAACUUCUUGUUGUCAAACCAUUCCAGAGGGAACUGAAAUAUAAAAACUAUCCAAUAGAAUUAACAGAUGGCGGACCUAGAGUUAUAGAAGUGAAGUACUCCGGUCUAAAACCGAAGUCUGCAUAUUCCUUCCGAUUCUAUGCAAUAAGUGAUGCUGGAUCUGGUCAAUAUAUUGAUGAAAAAAUAAUGACAAAAGCCAAAGAAAUUGCAGUGACAAGAAGCACCUGUGGGAACAAAUACCCAGAUGAGAAAUGUCAGAGAUUAGAAACAAAAUGGAAGUUCUGUAGAGUGCACAGAUUGUGGAUGUCAAAGAACUGUAAAGAGACAUGUGGGUUAUGCCCGAUACAGAGAGACGAAGCAACGACCGGAAGGACAGGAGACCCUAACUGUCAGGACGCUGAUAAAUACUGUCGGGAUUGGUCCCGCUUCGGACACUGUCAAUCGAACGCGUCCUACAUGCUGAAAUACUGCAAGGCGGCGUGCAGGGUGUGUACACCUACUGCCGUAUAAUGAUAAACUGCAGCAGAAAGUUCAACAACAGUCAACAACGGUGAUGUGUUCAAAAAAUAACAAGGCGUUCAACAACAGUGAAAUGUUCAACAACGGUGAUGUGUUCAACAAACAACAAGGCGUUCAACAACAGUGAAAUGUUCAACAGCGGGAAUGUGUUCAACAUCGGAAAUGUGUUCCACAACGCUUAAAUGUUCAAUAACAGUUUUUAGAAUGUUCAAUAACAGUAAGGUUUUAAACAAUAGUGAGAAGGUACAAAAACAAUGUUUAUAAUAGUUAAAUAACAAAAUGGUGUUCAGCAAUAUGAAUUGUUCAAGCGUGUAUUAAAGCAACAUUGCGAUGAUGAACAGUUUAAUCUCGUCAAGUGUUCAGUAAUUAUAACGACGUACUCUUCUGGUCGGAGAUAUUAUAAAUAAUCACUGUAAUGUGAAUCCAAGGCUUAUCUUUUAUCAAUAUACAGUUUAUGAAGUUAAUAUUUGCAACUUCUGUAUAAUUAUCAUCUGAGGUACAUUUAUAUGCAGUAUUCGCACCAGACUUCUCCGAAAAUAUACAUGUAGCUAAGGAUUCCGAAUAGGUGCGAAUCCUAUAUGUACUAAGUAAUGGAUAUUUAGCUAAAUUCUAUGACCAAUUCCUUUUCAUCAAUCUGUAUUUAAUUUUGAAAACAUCAACCGAUCGCUUCGGAUUAUAAUGAAGAUUGUCAAGAAUUUCAUUUUUCUUAAACAAGCUUGAAGGUGUCAGAAAUUUAAAAUCGUGUAAAUUUUAUUGUUAAAGGUGUAUUGGAAAUCAUGUGGUUAUCAAAUUAGAAGCAUUUAAACUUUUAAAGUUAUCCAAGUUCACUGUUGUAGGUACUAUGAUUUUGAUUUAAAUGUACAUUUUAAUUUAAAUGUUAUCCUUAUUUUACAUAAUAACCCACUGUUUUUUUUACUUUUGUAUCAAGAAUGUAUAACGUUUGUAUCAAGGGUAGGCCCAUAUACUGUAGGUAUAUCAUGCGCGGAUCUAGAUGAUGGGUUUGGGGGUGGGUCUGUGCCCUUCUCCGGGAAAAAUUCAAAUUUUUGAAAUUCACAGUAAAUUACAGCAAACACAGUUAUCAUUCGGAAGUAUCCUUAAAAUAUUCUGAAUCCGCUCAUGUAUCAAUGAUAACGAAAAAUCAUUUGAUUUGAACAUAAUAUAUAUUUUGAUUGUAUUAUUUAAUUUAUGAAAAAUCAAACUUAUUUACUUGGAUGUGUUUUGAUUUAAAUUAGUUAUGUGUGCAAAUAGUUUGUGUUAUUAUAAACUUAUAACGUUUUUUAAUAUAUAUUUUAUAUCUAUUAUACACAUGUACAUGUAUUUUAAUAUUUUAUAUCAUUGUCAUAUAGUCAUUAUUAAUAUUUUUUCAUAUGCAUGUAUACCAUGUUUCAAUGUGCCAAUAUCUAUGAAAUACAAAUAGUUAUCUAGUUAAAUAAAUUUAUUGUGAAGAGAGUACACUUUUAAAAUAUUAACCACACAUUAACUUGACUACAUGUAUAUAUGCAAAGUGGAACAAAUCUUAUAAUGUGAACUUUAAAAUAAAAAAGUGAAAGUAUUAAUUAUGCUUUGUUAUUAAAAAUACAGAUAUAUGUAUUUCUACCACAAUUAUAUAUUUACAUCCACCAAGUAUUAUUUCCUCCAUUUCUUACGGAAACUUACAAUUAAUUCAUAGCUCUAUAGAAACAGCCAGACUGAAAUCUACACGCCCUGUUUAUCGAUUGGUUAAAAUCUACAGCGGCUGGAAAAUGACACGCCCGGCCCUGUUUGUCGAUUGGUUGUCAAAGCCUACAGCGACGUAAGAAAAUUCACGGACUGCACGAAAUAAUGACGAUGUCAGACUCAAAGUCUCACAGGAGACGAUUUGGCUGUUUCUUUUAGCUAACGUACGUUUGUACAUUAACAGUAAUUUAGUGAAUUUUACUAACUUUUCAUAAUCAAUUUAUAAUAAAUUAGUUAAAAGAAAGAUGUUAAUAUAUACAAUAAAAUGCUCUCUCUGUUGAUUCAUGCGGGUUAUGAAGGUAGCGAUUAUUGCAGAAAAAAAAUCACAAAGUUUUUCUGCAAUAUCGGUACCUUCAUAUCUCGAAUGAAUCACCAAAGAAAGCAUUUUAUUGUUUAAAAAGAAAAAAUCAAAUUCAUUAUCUC
Messenger RNA from Magallana angulata, 4663 nucleotides. RefSeq names its product zinc metalloproteinase nas-14-like. Gene Ontology annotation, biological process: proteolysis. The transcript is spliced from 16 exons. Gene Ontology annotation, molecular function: metalloendopeptidase activity; zinc ion binding; protein binding. The coding region runs from base 125 to 2515 and encodes 796 amino acids. The record is from RefSeq and is a predicted model, not a curated record. Lineage: Eukaryota; Metazoa; Mollusca; Bivalvia; Ostreida; Ostreidae.